Messenger RNA from Lucilia cuprina (Australian sheep blowfly), 1652 nucleotides. It is a transcript of the gene mei-S332, whose product is annotated as shugoshin. Gene Ontology annotation, cellular component: nucleus; chromosome, centromeric region. The transcript has 2 exons. NCBI's taxonomy places the organism in Eukaryota, Metazoa, Arthropoda, Insecta, Diptera, Calliphoridae. The record is from RefSeq and is a predicted model, not a curated record. Gene Ontology annotation, biological process: meiotic chromosome segregation. The coding region runs from base 167 to 1570 and encodes 467 amino acids.
AAACAGUGCUUGUAGAUAAAAGAGUUUUCUACAGCAUUUUUUGUUUUUCAUUUUGAAAAGUGAAAAAAUACCAAAUAGGAACGCGUCUUUUAUUAUAAACAUUUUUUUUAUUAAAAAAUCGUAUUGUCUAAAAUUUUUUUAUAAACAAACAAAUAGCAGCCACAAAAUGAGCUACUAUCGCGACUUAAAUAAAGAACUCAUCGAGCAAGUACAAACUAUGCGCAUAAACAUGAAAUUAUAUUGUGAUGAAAUUAUCCAGUUAAAAGGAGAACUUAUGGAAAAACAUGAAAAUAGUGUAAUUUUAAGAAAGGAAUGUUAUAACUGGGCUGUUGAAAAUUUUAUACAUCUAAUACAGACUGUACAGCCGGAUAGUGACAUUUUGCCUGUACUACAGAAGUAUGCACCGUCAAGAGAAACGCAAGUUACAACUUCUAGGACGCUGACAACGAGUAGAACACCUCGAAUAUCUAGAAUAUCCUCAGGUAGUGAAGAAAGAUCUACAGGAUCAUCACGAAGACGUAGUUCACAAUUAACAGCAGAAUUUCAACGAUCGAAUUCCAUUUUAAACUCACGUAAAUCGGUAUGUAGUACUUCACCCAUUCGAAGAAGUAGCAAUGACUCAAGGGAGGAAGAACAGGAAGAAGAAGAGGAGCAAUGUAAUGAAGAAGAUGUUGAAAAUAUUGUAGAAAGUCAAACCAUUGCUGAAAAUGAGCAAACAGAACCAGAAGUUACUGAAAAUCUUAAUGAAGAUGAAGUAGAGCGAGCAGAAGAAGAACCGCUUAAUAUUAUUUAUGAAGAUUCAGAGGAGACCGAAGAAGAAGAUAACAAUCCCGAAGAACUGACUGAUGAUGAAAACCAUGUUGAAUCUAUGUACGAAAGUGUGGAAGAAAUUACGGUUGCUGACAACACCAUCUCAACUACUAGACGUUCCACACUAAAAGAUCUUACAAACACGAUGCUAGUCUCAUCAACACAAAACUCCAGUAAAGAUAAUACUUCACCUCAUAAAACUAUACGUAAAAGAGGACGUCCUCGAAAGAAUAAAACUAAUAAAAAUUCAUUUGAUCAAGAAAAUACAACAGAUUCUGAAAUGGAAUCAACUGUAACAGAUAGGGGAGCUAGGGCGGCAAUACAUCAAACACAUUCUGAGGAUCAGUCAGAGACCUUACAGGAGCCGAGACAUUGUGAAGUUAGACACUUAUCAUUGAGAAAUAAAUCUAUACCCAUAACACAGGCAUUUGAUCAGUCUGGAGAGGAGGAUUAUACAGAUAUGACGUUAGGAAAUUUCAAAGAUGCUGCCUGUAGUACACCAAAUUCACGGCGUAAUUCUUUUCGUAAACCCACAAAACCAUCUACUAUAACUACCAAUCAAGCAGCAACAGAGUCCGAAUCGGGAUCAACAACAAGUGAUUGUUCUACACGUCGUCCAUCGCGUCAGUGUAAACCAAAAGAUUUGGCUGAGCCAAAAAUAGGAGUUAAAUUAAGAAAUGAAAGUAAAGCAAAAUCAUUGGGUAAAUCCAAAGUGAAAACAUUGGGUAAAACCACAAAGAAAUCGGUUGUUAAAAAAUAAACAUUUUAACACUUUCUUUCGUUUUUAAUUAUAACGAUUUUUUCUUAUAAAUUUAUAUUCUUUAGACUGUUUUUCUAUAGAA